Dothidotthia symphoricarpi CBS 119687 is the source of this 2032-nucleotide messenger RNA. RefSeq lists its product as uncharacterized. Lineage: Eukaryota; Fungi; Ascomycota; Dothideomycetes; Pleosporales; Dothidotthiaceae. The coding region runs from base 131 to 1549 and encodes 472 amino acids. The transcript is spliced from 4 exons. The record is from RefSeq and is a predicted model, not a curated record.
CUCGUGUCGACCAUACUGCUACAGCACAACCAGCACCACAAUCCAUCCCCGCAUCAAACCCACUCUUUCUUUCGCGAAUCACGCGUAAAUCCUAUUCAACUCUCAAACAAACCCCAAAUCCCACACUGAAAUGGCUUCUGAAGUCGUUGCGAAGCUGCAAACGUUGGUGACUGGCGAGUCAAAGAGCGCCCGCAAGAAGAAGUCCAAGGGCGAUGCCACCGCUGUUCCAGCCGCGCCUGAGCAGACGUCUUCGGAGGCUGGCGCAGGCGGCUCUGACCCAGCAGGAAAGGCCAAUGGUGGUGACAGCGAGAACUCGUACAUUAGAGAGCUCCAGAAGAACAUUCGCAACAUCAACAAGAAGCUGAAUGCUACCCAGAAGGUCGACUCCAUAGUCGAAGCGAAUCCCGGCAUCUCACUUGAUGACCUCCUCGCAUCCCGCAAGAUCAACCCUGACCAGAAGGCGCAGGCUGAGAGGAAGCCGGGUCUCCAGAGCCAGCUUGCCCAAUUCGAGGAGCAGAUCGCGCAGUACAAGAAGUUCGACCAGGAGUACCAAGAGAAGAUUGCUCGCGAGAAGGAGCUGCAGAAGGAGAUCCUUUCCAAGUCACAUUCUGGAGAACUCGAGGCGCUGAAGGAGACGCUGAAGUCUGAGGCGGCUAUUGAGCAGAAGAAGGCCGUCCGCGAGAAGCUCCUCACUCUGUCCCGCUUCUUGAGGGCUGCCGCUGCUCGACGCCAGCUUGGAGACGACGACUCGGACCUUACCAAGGCUUUUGAGGGCGCUCUGCUGCAGGUAUAUGGAGGUGACGCCAGCGCUGUGCUCGCCGCAGAGAAGCUCAUUGACGGCACGGAGGAUGGUGUUCCCAACACAGAGGGUGUGGUUCUGAACGUUACAUACGCCCAGGUCAAGCAGUCUGCGCUCGAGGAAGCUCCCUUCGCCGCCGAGGAGGCCUGGGUCGACGAGGUGGCACAGUCACAGCCCGCUCCUCCUGAGACACAGUCACCAGAGCAUGGCUCUGACCCCACCAUUGCUCACGCUGGACUCACGGAGAUCGAUGCCGGUGCCACAGCUGUUGACGGAACUGCAGAGACCGAGACCCCCACCGCCCCGGCGGCUUCGAGCAUUGAGCCAGAGGCUGCGAACGCUGCAGCGACUGAGCAGUGGGACAAGCAGCCAAGUGGUCAAGACGAUCCUCUCUCGGAGUCCUUCGAAAUCGUUCCGCGAGACCCCGCUGAGACUGAGACUCCACACGUAGCUGCCCCUGUCACUAGCACGCAGAGCUGGGCUGAUGACACUCCCGAGCCGGUAGCGGCGCCUGCUGCUGCGGCGACUGGCACCGACGGCUUCCACGAGGUCCAGAGCAACCGUGGUAGUCGAGGACGAGGCGGACAACAUCACGGCGAGGGGCGUGGAGGCUACAGGGGCAGGGGCCGAGGCGGUCCCCGAGGCGACUACCGCGGUCGAGGACGCGGUCGUGGAGAGUUCCGCGGCGAAUUCCGGGGUCGAGGCGGCUUCCGUGGCGCUCCCCGUGGCGAGCCGACGCCGACGUCGUAAGACGCUCCAUGACCGUCUUCAUAUCAACUUACCUUGAGCAUACGAAGGGACUGGGUUCUACGCAAACCUCUUCUUGGGUUGCUGGAACAUGUGUACCUUUCUAGCUCUAGGGCGUUUGAGCGACAGACACCACACCAAACAAAAACAAAAAACCCAGCUUACGAAGCAAAUGUACAGCCUCAUCUCAUUCACUGCAUAGCGUUGGAGCGUCGGAUCUUUCGGGCAUGGGCCUUGUACUAUAUUCAUGGUCUUUCUGGGGGGUUACGAUCUGGCGCUUGAGAAAUACGAAUUUUAUGAGCUUGUAAAUCAUGGAUCUUUUGUGCAACUGUGACUUUUUUUUUCGUUUCUGCUCGAUGCUGAAUCUGACAUUCUUAUUGUUGUUUCGUGAUUGAGUGAUUGGACUGGGGAAGAGGGCUUCCUCGUCCCUGACUGGAUGGCCCUGAUGCCGAGAAGAGUGGAGAUGCAAGUGUGGAGAUGAGAUGC